GCUGACGCUCUGAGCGCAUGCGCAUUGCGAUGAAGGGAAUUUUCAACAGCUGAGGAGGCGUAACUAGCCAGGCUAACAUUUGCUUAAGUUUGGAAAUGUCUGAGAAGAACCAUUCAGCUAAGAAUGACUUGUCCGAAUGAGUGACCUCAAACUCUACAAAUAUUGAAGCAAAGGGACUCCAUAAAUCCAACUUUGAAUUGCCAGAGAGCAAAUCUCCUCCUUGCUGUCUGUGUGACACAGACCUAUUUGUCUUGAAACAAGUUAUUCUUUGAGAUUAAGAAGAGAUGCCCAGACAAAGACAACCAUACAGGCUGCUGCCUUGCUCCGCCAACUGAAAGCUACCAAAACACAGUUUUUUGUGGUUAGAGGAUGGGCUAUUGAGUCUAUCUGCUCCUCUCUCUCCAGAACAUUGGAAUUUAGUGUGUGCCAAUGUGCACGGUAAAUUAUGCUCACCUAAAAUGGUGCUUGAAUGUGGCAUCUCCAAUCGAGGCGUGCCUAAAGAGCUGAGGGUCUCUCUGGUAUCUGAAUGAUUGUCUGUUGCAAAUAAUGGAUGCCAAGUUGAGAGAGGACCUGUUCCGGAGGUAUGUGACGGCACUGGAAAGGCGUCCGGAGGGGGGAUAUACGGGAACUGGAAGUACGUUGGAGGGAGACAGAAGCAGACACAAGGACAGCGAGGCACUACUCUCCACAGCGACGGCUCUGCUCGGAGCCUAUCAGCCAGAUCCUGGUCAGCGAUUUCGCAUGGUCCGUUUCUACGAGAUGGUGGAGAACUCGCUCCGAUGCCAGAGAGGAGGCAACCUUAAGAGUCUGGAGAGGGCCUUUCACACUCUGGAAACUAUCUGCACCAACCUCCUGCUCUUCCCUUGGAAGAAAGAGUUUCGAUGUAUAAAGACCUUCACAGGCCCUUAUGUGUAUCACCUGCAGUCUGCCAUUUCUGACGCCGAACUCCGAACACUGAUGCGUACCAUUGGAUAUACCUGUGAACAUGAUUCGCAAUUCCGUUUGUUGGACCACCCAGGAGACAGCAGUCAUCUCCGCCAGUUAGCCUUUGAGCUGUUCCUGGCUCAGGCAGAGUGUCGUCUUCUAGGGGAGGUGGUGGCUCUCGCCCGCGGUUCCGCCUCGGAGCUGGAAGCUCUGGAGCUCCGCCGGGGUUGUAGAGAUGAUGCAGCUGGUUGCGCUGAGGCGCUGCGCAGACGAGACAGCCUCGGGGCAGAUAUCGCUCGGUUGUCUGUUCGACCGUUGGAUAUAGAAAGGCCUCAUGCCCACCAUCUGAGACGAGGAAGCCGACCGUCCAAGUCUGUGGAUGUUACAGAUGGAGCAGGUCACUGGCACCCAGCAGUCAACAAGCCUAUCCUGAAGGCAUCUCUGAGUCUAAGGAAGGAGCCUCUGUUUGUGGACACAGAGGAAGACAUGAAGGAUGAGAUCAUCAGGCCCAACACCUCUGCAUCUUUUUUCUCUAUUGCUGCUCCACCUUCCUACAGCCCUGUUGCAGACUUUUUCCCCAUGCAGUCUCCUCCUCCAGUUGACCCCUACACGUCCUACCAUAUGUCCUCCUUAGAUGACAUUGACUUGUACACAGAGAGAGGUGGUGUCGGGACGGGAGGAAGGCAAACUCCGUCUCGACCGCCAUCCAGAGAGCCGCGUGAUGCCAGAGAUGGCUGGCUUCUCAAAGCUCAUGGUAGUGUGAAAUGUCAGGGUUGUGGAUUGGGAUGCUCCACAAUGGCAUCCUGUCAGAGGUGUGACAUGAUUCUUUGCUCCGCCUGCCACGAUAUAGAUCCGUCCCCCUGUUGUGGCCUCCAGGACUACCACUCGAAAUCCCCACGCCCCCUUGAUGGAUACAUUCCUGUGAAGGAAAAGCUAUCGGUCUACUCCAACGCCCAGCCUCACCCGCAUCUCCAUCCACACCCUCUAACCCUGACCCAUUCUCAUUCCCAUCCCCAUCCUCACCCCCAGAUGUUGGAAAAACCCCUCAUGCCCACCAAACUGUUUCCAAGCAAGUCAGUUGCUAUGACAACACCAAAGGCAGGGAGCACGGAGCGCAUAAGUAUUGGGGGGUCACGAUGUGGGUUUUGCAACAAGCCAGGCGCAUCACACACCUGCGUAAAUUGCUCUAAGGUGUCGUGUGACUCUUGCAUGGGCUUGUAUGCGAAAGAUGUGUGCACACGAAAGAAUCCUCAGCACAACUUUGUGCCCAACCAUCAGCUCAACUUUAAAUCUGGCACCAUAUCACACCUAGUGUAUCGAUGAAGCAGGCAGGCGGAGUAAUCCCCUUCUGUACAAUCCCUUAACAUUUAAUGUAGUUUUGCACUAUUGCUUUAAGCUUGGCUUACAUAGUUCAUUCUCUGGUUUCUGAUUUUAUCUAGUGGUUUCUUCUCCAACUUGUACAUUCUCACUCACUGACAGUAGACCCACGGAAUACACAUACCACAGAGCCAUGUCAUUAACCCAGCUCUCCGCUAGGCAUGGGGCGGUGUGAGAUUCUCACGCUGUGAUGAUCUCGGGUAAUGAGCAGCUCUGUCAUGGUAUACACACACACCAUGAUAGAGCACACACAGAAAAUGAAAACAAUAAAAUGUUAAACAUGAUAUAAUCAAUUAAAACAGAAGCAUUAGUUCUUCCCAAUGUGGC
Messenger RNA from Xiphophorus hellerii (green swordtail), 2628 nucleotides. It is a transcript of the gene spata2, whose product is annotated as spermatogenesis associated 2. The record is from RefSeq and is a predicted model, not a curated record. The transcript has 3 exons. Gene Ontology annotation, biological process: protein linear deubiquitination; regulation of tumor necrosis factor-mediated signaling pathway; regulation of necroptotic process. The coding region runs from base 547 to 2247 and encodes 566 amino acids. Gene Ontology annotation, cellular component: cytoplasm. Lineage: Eukaryota; Metazoa; Chordata; Actinopteri; Cyprinodontiformes; Poeciliidae.